This is a messenger RNA of Anthonomus grandis grandis, 1867 nucleotides long. RefSeq lists its product as uncharacterized. NCBI's taxonomy places the organism in Eukaryota, Metazoa, Arthropoda, Insecta, Coleoptera, Curculionidae. The record is from RefSeq and is a predicted model, not a curated record. The coding region runs from base 964 to 1485 and encodes 173 amino acids. The transcript is spliced from 4 exons.
AGAUUUUUUGUUUUUAAAAAAAUUUAAACAAAUUCUUAACAAUUAUUGUAAAAAUUUUUUAGUUUUUUGCAUUUUUGAGCACAUUUUUAAAUGCCAAGUCUAUUUUUUUAAAAUUUUAUCUGAAAGUAGAUAAAAAAACAAACAAAAUGAGACCUGGAUGAACCGUUUCCUAAUAGUAGAUGGAUUGGGAGAAAAGGGUGCUAUCGAAUGGCUCGCGAGAUCACCCGAUUUAUUUUUUGAUUUUAUUUUUUCUUCACAAUGUCUGGGAACACUUUGACCAGUUACUGUACUAUUGUAUGGAGAUAAACGGCGGACAUUUUGAACAUUUAGGGCCGGUUGUAUAAAUCAAUUUUGAUCUUAGGUUCAACGGAACGCCGAUCAAAAUGUGAACUACGUUCAUUCGAUAUUCUGUUGUUUAAUGUAAACUGAACUUUAGUUCAGCUGAACUGAGGUUAGUUUAGGUUGGCACUACAAAUAUUUAGUUACUUCUGUUUUUUUUUGACAUUUAACAUAAAAGGAGAGGUUUGUUUUGUUUUUGUUUGAUUUGGUGGGAUGGGUUGCUUGCAAGUAAAAAAAAGUAAAAGCAGUAAAAGUUUAUAAAAAGUGUAUUUUCUACUUGGUGUGGCUGGUACUACUAAUUAAACUUGAUUUUAUAUACCUAUAGGUAAGUACAAAUUGAUAUUUUUGCAAGCCGUUAAAUACUUUCGAAUUUUAUUGUAGUAGGUAUUGCUUUUAUUUUAUUGGGUACAGUGUUUAGUUUUUGUAUUUAUUAUUUGUAGAUUCUUGUUUGGUGGUGGAAUAUUUUAUAAAUGGAUUCUUGUAAAAACAGAACUGUUAAUUUCAGUAAAAAGGAGGUUGGCAUAUUAAUGAGCCUUGUACUAAAAUAUAAGGGCACAAUUGAAUGUCGAAAGACUGACAAAAUGAACAACGAUUUAAAGCAGAAAGCUUGGGGGCGUCUAUCAAAUGAAUUUAAUAGCAUUUGUGGAGAGCCUUUCAGAGAUGCAAAAGUUCUUCGUGACAAGUAUGAAAAUCAAAAAAAAAAGGUCAAAACAAAAAUUUGCUGAUGAAAAAACAUACCUACGAGGAACUGGAGGAGGGCCUGUAAAACCUAAGAUAAUUGACGAUAUCGACAAACAAGUUAAAGAAAUUAUAGGUACUCAGAUGACAGGCUUUGAUUCAGAAUUUGAUGGAGAUAGUAAAUAUGGCAACAUGCAGAUGGAAACUCCUGAAGGAUCUCGUUUUAAUAUUUCUGAUUCAGAGUUACCUAAUGAAGACAUAGAGCAAAUGGAGGAAGAUGGCAAAGAUUCUAAUGACGAAGAUAGUUUAUUGUCAGCUGCUUUACCUACCAACUGGAACAAAAUAACCCCAGAAAAGCUUCGCACUCCAAAAUCGAAGCCAUUGAAAACCAUUUUGAAGAAGGCUUGUGCUAAUAAGGGUAAAUUUUGUAAUAAUUAUUAUAUUUCAAAUUAUUUAAAUUUAUUUUAAUUUUAAGAAAAUAAAAAUGUUCUGUCAAAUAAAAUUAUUUCCUAGGCUGCAAAUCAAGCUGAAUUAGUCUCCAAGGAGACAGAAUACCUUAAAAAAGAACAUCUUUUAAGAGUAGAAAUGAUGAAGGAACGCCACAAACAUCAAAUGGCACUAGAAACAAAGGAAAGUGAUGAAAGAAUUCUUAUUUAAGCUAAGAAAGCUGAAACAGAGCUGGAGAUCCUAUUGAAAAAAGAUCAGCUGCUAUCUACUAAUAAAUGAUGUCUGUUUUUAAAAUUUAAAAAUAUGUAUUUGUAAAAUAAGUUGUAUUUUAUUUAUAAAAUAAAAAAAUGUUUUUAAAAUUUAACCAAUUCUUGUUAAUUUUAUAUGUGGAAAUGCAAAAUUA